AUGGCCAGCGCAGUCCGCACCAUUGUGACGGCCAACAGCCUUGAGGCAACUCCCAACAGUUGGUCCAAGCGCCUCGGACCUUUGCAGCUUGACGUCUUUGCCUUGAAGUCUUUGAAUGAAGAAGACUUUUCCAAGAAGUCCAAGAAGAAGCCCAGAGAGUCCAAGGCGCAAUCAGAGGAGGACUCUGAGAUCGACUUGGAUCCGGUUAGUAAAGGUAAGCACGACUUCUACGGUGGCGAGGAUGCCGGUGACGACUCCUCUGGCGCCAGCGAUGAAGAUCGAACACUGAAGGAGGCCAAAAAGCUUGAGGAGCGCGGGCCGUGCGGAGGUGGAGAGAAGACGAUGAGAGAUGUCUUACGUAACGGUUUGUUGGAAGAGAAAGAGACACUUCGACAACGGCUGAAGGACGACACGGAUCCGCUGCUGGCUUUGCUGGGCCCCGAAGGGGACCGAGAAAAAAGCAGCACCGGUGCCGCUGCGGCACCAGCGGAGGCCGCGGAGGAGGUGGCUUCCGCGCGCUUCGAAUCGAUCUUCACCGAGGACGCUGAGAAGAGCAAGGUGCAACGAGAUUUGUCGCAGCUUUCAGACGCCAAGCGGAAGAGCUUGCUCAAGAAGGAGGCUCCGGAGCUUCUCCCGUUGCUGCAAGACUUCCAAACCAAACUCGAAGCUCUGGAGCCGCUGGUGCCCUUACUGAAGCAGGGCUCCAUGUUCUCACCCUCGGGCGCUUCCUACGUGGAUGCCAGGAUCAGCCUGCUGUUGAAUCAUCUGGCGAAUUUGUCCUUCUAUUUGAUGAUGAAGGCUGAAGGAAGCGAGGUGCGUUCUCACCCUGUGGUCUCUCAGCUGGUUUGGCUUCGGGAGCUUGAUGAUCAUUUGAAGCCUUUGAACCAGCGGUUGAACAAGAAGUUGCUCAAGGCCGCUCGUCAGGCCUCACGGCCAGCUGCCAGGCCCAGGCCCGCACCCGGGCUCGAGGCCCCGCGGGCGGCCGUAACGGCGAAGACGGCGCCUGUGAAGGCGCUAAGCUUGGCUGAGCGGCUGGAGAAGCUCCGGAAGGCGUGGAAGAUGGCCAAAGAGGGCGAGGAAGGAAAAGCGGCAGCUCCAGCACCGCGCUUCACGGAUCCCGGAUCGCUCCUCCAGUUGCCGGGGAAGCGCCGGACGGCCACCCGAGCCGAUGGUCCUGCGGAUUUAGAUGAAAUCGAUCCAACGCUCGGUGCAUGGUUGCCCUCAGGUAGCCUUUCUCAACAGCUUUCUGAAGUUCAGCAACACCUGCGGGAGCGAAAAGCCAGGGCGGUGCCACAAGCUUCAGACAAGAACCCGGAAGCCCGCUCACGGGCGUAUCGGGAGCGGAUUCGAUCGGAAGCAGAUGCCGACUUACAGGCAAACGGACUUGCGGCUGCAGAGGGGGAGGAGCCGGAGGAAAGUGAAGAUGACAAUGAAAUGAUUCGAGAAGCCAAGGCCAAAGCUAAAGCCAAGAAGGAGAGGAAGGCGGCUGAAGCUGCAGCAAAAGUCAAGGCGAAAGUGGCAAAGCAAUAUCGCCCCGAGAGCAACGUGGAGGGCCGUCGUGGCACCAGCAAGCAGAUCUUGGAGAACCGUGGAUUGGUUCGACACCGAAAGCACAAGGCCGGGAAUGCGCGUGUGGCCAACCGCGACAAGUACACGAAGCUGGUGAAGAGGCGCAAGGGAGCCGUGCAAGAGAUGAGAGAGGCCGCUGCAGAUGGGGCAACCUACGAGGGAGAAGCCACAGGCGUUCGCACCAAUCUGCGAAAGUCAUUGAAACUUGGCUAA
Messenger RNA from Durusdinium trenchii, 1782 nucleotides. The record is from the annotation of a GenBank genome assembly. NCBI's taxonomy places the organism in Eukaryota, Dinophyceae, Suessiales, Symbiodiniaceae.